AUGCUGGAACUACGGCUGGUGCAGGGGAGCCUCCUCAAGAAGGUCCUGGAGGCGAUCCGCGAGCUGGUCACCGACGCCAACUUCGACUGCUCCGGGACCGGGUUCUCGCUCCAGGCCAUGGACUCGAGCCACGUCGCGCUCGUCGCGCUGCUCCUCCGCGCCGAGGGCUUCGAGCACUACCGCUGCGACCGCAACCUCUCCAUGGGCAUGAACCUCAACAACAUGGCCAAGAUGCUCCGCUGCGCCGGCAACGACGACAUCAUCACCAUCAAGGCCGAUGACGGCUCUGACACCGUCACCUUUAUGUUCGAGUCGCCCAAGCAAGAUAAGAUUGCUGAUUUUGAGAUGAAGCUUAUGGACAUCGACAGUGAGCACCUCGGAAUCCCAGAUUCCGAGUACCAGGCCAUCGUCCGCAUGCCUUCUUCUGAGUUUAUGAGGAUCUGCAAGGACCUUAGCAGCAUCGGGGACACUGUCGUUAUCUCGGUGACUAAGGAGGGCGUGAAGUUCUCCACCUCUGGAGAAAUUGGGAGUGCAAACAUUGUUUGCAGGCAGAACCAAACUAUUGACAAGCCAGAAGAGGCUACCGUUAUAGAGAUGCAAGAGCCGGUUUCCCUGACCUUUGCCCUGAGGUACAUGAACUCCUUCACCAAGGCAUCUUCACUGUCUGAACAAGUGACUAUCAGCCUGUCGUCUGAGCUACCAGUGGUGGUCGAGUACAAGAUCGCUGAGAUGGGUUACAUUAGAUUUUACCUGGCCCCCAAGAUCGAGGAGGAUGAGGAGAUGAAGCCCUGA
Messenger RNA from Miscanthus lutarioriparius, 792 nucleotides. The record is from the annotation of a GenBank genome assembly. Lineage: Eukaryota; Viridiplantae; Streptophyta; Magnoliopsida; Poales; Poaceae.